AAAUUCUAGACAAAGAGGUUAAAUCUAGAGACCCAGUAUGGAAUUAUUUUAAUGAAACAGAAAUUUCACAUGAUUCUCACCUGUCAGCACAAAGUAAAUUUUGCUUCAAGUCAUGGAAGUGCGAUAAACCUUCUGACUUGAAAGAGUAUUUAGCUCUGAAAUGCUCAUUGGUUAAUAUAUAA
This is a messenger RNA of Entrophospora sp. SA101, 182 nucleotides long. The record is from the annotation of a GenBank genome assembly. NCBI's taxonomy places the organism in Eukaryota, Fungi, Glomeromycota, Glomeromycetes, Entrophosporales, Entrophosporaceae.